AUGCAGAAAAAGAAGCAGUUUCCUGGCAGGACGUGGCGUGAAAAUUCAUGGCAAUAUGAUCAAUAUCAUGCUCGAAGAGUAGCUAAUGUUGUAAUGGAUACUUACACCAAGCUACCUGCGAAAGGCAAACCACGCACCUCGAUUGAUCCAAACGACCCAAAUCCAAAAUUCGAAUGGACUGUGCUCUCUGCUAUUGUCAUCAGAUUCGGUCCCAUCUACUAUGUCGCUGGUCUAGGAUCCGGUACUGGAGUCCUGCCAAAGUCAUCUUACUCCAAGAAUGGUGAACUCGUACAUGAUAGCCAUGCAGAAGUCCUCGCUCGUAGAGCAUUCGUCAGAUACAUGUACAGGGAAAUGAAACUUGCCUUGAAGAAUGAAUCAAAGAUACUCAAACUUGCUCCUCUUGGCUCUCCAUACACAUUCGUGAUGCAUCGCUGGAUCUCUCUUCAUCUCUACUCUUCUCAGGCUCCUUGUGGCGAUUGCUCAACAGUAUCCUUGGAUCAAGCUCAGUCUGACGAAGCUCGUACUCUGAAUGAACAGAAAAGGGCAGAUCAUAAAGUCAAAACCAAGGGGAAGCAACCCGCUACGGUCGAUGAAACCGUAUCAGAACUCAACAAGCCUGACGCCAUGGGAUACGAACGAUCAUAUAGUGAUGACAACUCAUCAUCAUCAACCACCAUAAAGCCAGAUUUGAAUGCAAAAAAUGUGGACAACGCUCAAAACCAUGACACGUCAUCAACUGACGAUACAACUGCACCUCUCGCUCGCGGUCGUAUGGAUUAUCAACUAUUGGGUGCUUUACGAACAAAGCCUGGAAGGAACGAUGCGUCGCCAACAGAAAGCCUCUCUUGCAGUGACAAAAUUGCUCGAUGGAAUGUAUUAGGUUUGAACGGUGCCAUUCAAAGUAGUCUUGUUGCUCCGAUGUAUCUCUCCUCCAUCAUCAUCGGUGACUUGUUCCACCCACAAUCUCUUCAACGUGCCAUAUUCGAUCGUGUACAAGGAAUCACAGGUCUUCCAUCAUUCUACUUUGUACACCAACCAAGCUUCUUCCAUACAGAAGUUGAAUUCCCGUACUCUCGUAACACGGUGGAAUCAAAUGCAGCAAAGACACCUGGUGCAUCGAUCAAACCAUCACCAAAUGCUGUAGCAUAUUAUCCUCAAAUCAAUUACGUCAAACACAUCUUUUUUUCUACUCCAAUUGUUGAUGAGAUUGUCCAGGGCAGGAAGAUGGGCACGCCCAAACCCGAUAGAACUACCUAUAGAAUCAAACCUGAAUUCUCCCCAUUUGUUUCUCGUCUUCACAUGCUCAAGGCUCUACACGAAUUGUUGGAUGCUUUGCCAGAUUGGGUGGGUUCUGAUCAUUGUAUCUUACGCCGCCUAACACCUCAAACUACGUAUUUGGACUUGAAGCUCGUAAAAUCGGAUUACAAAAGCGCUAGGUCUUGUUUGAUUCAACAAAAGUUCCCAAGUUGGCUGGUGUCUGAUCGUGAACUCUAUCGAUUCUACAAGAAUGGUGAUCGACCAACGGUCAUUCCCAACUCUGAAAAUGGUGAUAGUACUGCUUUGAAUGACACAACUGGUGGUGAAGAUUCCUUGAUCAAGGAUGACUUAUUCGAUGCUGAAUGGGAAGAGGCACUACAAGAGAAGAAGGCGGAUCCCAGCUGCGUGGAUCAGAUGGAAAUGUAA
Messenger RNA from Synchytrium microbalum, 1683 nucleotides. RefSeq lists its product as uncharacterized. Gene Ontology annotation, biological process: RNA processing. Gene Ontology annotation, molecular function: adenosine deaminase activity; RNA binding. Lineage: Eukaryota; Fungi; Chytridiomycota; Chytridiomycetes; Synchytriales; Synchytriaceae. The transcript has 6 exons. Bases 1 to 1683 code for a protein of 560 amino acids. The record is from RefSeq and is a predicted model, not a curated record.